UAGAAGAGGAAGAAAGGCAAGACGAGAGUGUUGACACCAACACCAGACAAGAUCUAUCUUUGGUGCGGCUCCAACUGUUGCUGGUCUUCACGAUAAUGACAGUAUUGCUUAAUCUCUCUCUCUCUCUACUAGAGCUAGCUACUUUAAAAUAAAUACAAAUAGCACACCACCAUGAAGCAAACGUCUUUGCCGUUCCUCGCCGUUGUGUGCUCCGUGGCUCUGACGAACAACCGGGCUGCCGCCCGAACUUUCUUUGAAACAAACCCUACAACCAAAGUCCGAUUGUUUGCAAAGCGAAACACCAUUAUCAACCAGUUUUAUUAUAACGAAGCGGCCGUCCAACCCAAACCAACCACACCGUUGGCAAAUGACGACGACGACGAUUUUAGUAGGACGGUUUGGAAUACGAUUCGUGGUGGAGCUACAAGCACAACCACCAUGACGGAUUCGUUUUUGUAUGCCAUGGAUUUAUUGGGUACGGCCGUCUUUGCCUUUAGUGGAGCCCUGACGGCCGGUAACAAGGGAAUGGAUCUGCUGGGAAUGGCAAUUAUUGCAGCCGUGACCAGUUGUGGGGGUGGAACCUUGCGAGACAUGGCACUCAAUGGGGGAGUGGUCUUUUGGAUGAAAGAACCUCUGUACCUUGUCAUUUGUAUGGGAGUGACAUUGGCAACCUUUUUUGUGUGGCCCACACUGGAACAGACAUUGGGGUGGAAAGGCUCCGAAGUACCGGUGUGUACGGCAGAUGCCGUAGGUUUGGCGGCAUUUGCGGUCUUGGGAGCCCAAAAAGCGCAAAGACAUGAAUUGCAUCCUAUUAUGUGGGUCGUUUCGGGGCUGAUGAGUGCUUGCUUUGGGGGAGUGAUGCGUGAUGUGCUGUGUUUACAACGACCCAGGAUUCUGUAUCCCGAACGGACCAUGUACGGCACCGCACCCGUCAUUGGAUCUACCGUUUAUGCCAUGUUGGCGCAAAGGGCGGAAUGGGAAAUGCACACUCACAGAAUUGCAUCGGUCGCCUUUGCCGUUACCUUUUUGGUGCGAAUACUGGCUUUCAAUAAUCCAAGGAGGGUACCCCAUUGGAAACAGAAUGAAAAUUUGCUACAAAAGGUAAUGAGAAACUAAUACAACUCCAAGCCAACUCGUUUAAAAUUUCAUUGUGGACUGUGGGCUUCAU
Messenger RNA from Seminavis robusta, 1168 nucleotides. Lineage: Eukaryota; Bacillariophyta; Bacillariophyceae; Naviculales; Naviculaceae. The record is from the annotation of a GenBank genome assembly.